This is a messenger RNA of Vombatus ursinus (common wombat), 3485 nucleotides long. It is a transcript of the gene CENPC, whose product is annotated as centromere protein C. The coding region runs from base 285 to 3389 and encodes 1034 amino acids. The transcript is spliced from 18 exons. The record is from RefSeq and is a predicted model, not a curated record. Gene Ontology annotation, biological process: spindle attachment to meiosis I kinetochore; kinetochore assembly; attachment of mitotic spindle microtubules to kinetochore. Gene Ontology annotation, cellular component: kinetochore. Gene Ontology annotation, molecular function: centromeric DNA binding. NCBI's taxonomy places the organism in Eukaryota, Metazoa, Chordata, Mammalia, Diprotodontia, Vombatidae.
CUCUGGAAAGUGAGCUCGAGUCCACUUCUGCGCAUGUGCCUCCGGUUUUCAAACUUUCCCCCCCCCCCCUUUGCCGCGAGCUUGGCGGGUUGAGGGGACGGCUCUGAGAGUGCGUGGGAGCUUGGAGACACUGACCCGAGUGUCUGUGGCGUGUCCGCCCUUCGACUCCCCAGUCCACCAAGAGCAUUCCGAGACGUCUCCCCUCACCCAGCGACCCGGCUUGGGUCGGCCAGCACCAUUCGCUCCACACGCGUCGCCCCCUUCCCCACCACGGACUUGGGCCCAUGAGGCCGGGGCCCUGUGGUGUGGCCAUGGCUUCCUCUGACCUGGAUCACCUGAAAAUUAGCUACAGAACAAGAUUUUGCUAUACUUCUAGGGUUCCUGAUACUGAUCUAUGGCAAGGUCCAAACAUACUGGAAAACAUACAAGACUGUUUUGAAGAAAAAAACUCUUUUUUAGGUUCUGAUACUGGCUUUAACACAAAUCCUGGAAGUCCAACUCUUUGUUCUACUCCUUGCAAAUUAAGAAAUGAUUCUUAUUCAUCACCAAACAAAGAGUGCCAUAUAUCAUCUUCAAAGUCUGAUAGGAUUUCUUCAAUGAAAAAGAAAGCUAAAACCUCAGCCUUUUCACCGCAGUCUGUUAUGUUACAAAAUCAAACGAGUAACAGUUCAGUUAAUAAUUUUUUCUUAGCACCAUCCCCUGAGGUCCCUCCAAAAUUAUCACAAGGUGAUGUAAUUGGUUUGAAGAAUAUACCAAAAUUAAGAUAUGCUUCAAGUGGAGCUGAAGAAUUUAAUAAAAUUCCUAAUGAAGUUCUGGAAGAGUUUUAUUUAACAGUUGGAUCACCUGGUCUUUUGGCCAAGGAAACAGAGAUAUUGCCAUUACCUCAGCAAGCUACUCCUACUGCACAUGAUGGGCGGAGUCGUAUGUUUCGAAAUUCAGUCAUCCAACAACCUUUGCUUCCCAAAUCGAGUCUUAAAGCUAAAAAGAGCUUAAACUGUGAAGAUAUAGCAGUUUGGUCUGCCUUGAAGAAAGGAGAAAAAGAUGUUAAAGUGUCAGAAGGACGACAAAAGAGGAAACAAUCAGAAUCUUCUGAGCAAACAACACAAGAUCCAAAACAGAAAAUUCAACAAAAAACUGAAAUGAGUUUUUCGACAUUACUUUUAGAAGCAGCAAAAAGGAACUGUAGAAACAGUUCUGUCCUUAGGCAUGUGUCAUCGCCACAGAUCCAUUCUCCUUCUCCCCUUUCAAAUGACUUAGAAUCAUCAAAUGAUGAAUUUAUAAUUGAUGAAUCAGAUUGCUCUUUCUCUCAAAACUGGAUUUUAAUACCUAACAAGAACAACAAGCCUGUGAAACAGAGCAAGACAGCUCCAGUGGAGAACUCCCAGGACCCAGAAAGAAAAAAGUCAAGGGCAGAGCAACAGAAAGGAGAAAAAUGCAGCUCAGCAAGUGAUAAACACCCUAAUGCAGAGAAUGGAAUUUCAGAUGUUAUUAGUGGAGAGAAGACCUCAAAAUCUGUAAAACAUAAAGCUCGAACAGUGGAGAAAUCACAGUCCUCUAAAAGAAAAAAAUCAGACAGUUUAUCUGGUGAAGUGGAAAAUGCUUCUGAAUCCACAAGACAUAAAAUAUAUUCUGAGGAAUCAGAACAAUUUUUGGAAAAUAAAAAGGCUGUUGUGCAACGCCAGAAUGAAAAAUGUGAGACCCAAAUAGAUAAUAGACAGUCUGAUGAAGGUCUAGUUAAUUUUGCUGAAGAAAACCAAGAUAGUUUCCACAGUGAGCAAAAUAUUGCAGAAGUAGAUACUGCCUUAAGAACUACUAAAUCCAAAACUAACUCAGUGGAGAAAUCACAAACUACAGAAAGAAGAAAGUUCAGGAAACGCCAGAAUAGAGAAUACAAGUGCAAAGUAGGUGUGAAGCAGCAUGGCAUAGAGCAGACCAAGAAGAGAAGAUUUAAUGUGUCACAAACAAAUCAAGACGAGCUACAAAGGAAGUCUCACAGAAGUUUGGAAAAACGGGAAGAAAGAGCAGAAUCUUGCCACUCUGCAGAACAAACACUGUCUGCUGCUGGAAAAGGAAAAAACAACAAUGGUACUGCUCAGCAAAUUCAGAAAAAAGGACAUUUAAAUAAGACAGCAUCUAAAAACCAACAAAUGUCUAAGAAGAGAGAAAUUAUACUGAAACAAAACCAAUCUCCAAAGUUCACUAUUACUAGAAGUCAGAGAAUUUCUAAGCGUCCAUCUAAUUGGUGGGUAGUGACAGCAGAAGAGGGCAAUCUUUUUUAUAGUCCUGCUUUAGAGUUACCAGUAAACCAUAAAAAAAACCCCAAACCAUCUAAAGAAACAAAAAAAAUACUUAUCAAGACUUUGGAGAAAGGAACUAUUUCACCCAAACAACAGAAAUCAUCUAUUUGUGCCAAGCCAAAAGAAGCAUCUAUUCCAAACAAACAAAAAAGAAAGAAAUUAUCAUAUUCAAGUGAUGAAAAUUGUGAUAUGGCACAUACAGUUCCCAAACUGGAUGAACAAGAAGGUUCAUUGAAAGAAACUCCAAGAAAGAAAAAUGUUGCCUGUUCUAGUACUGCAGAACCCCCUAAGGAACGUAUCAGUGAUGUUCAAAAUGUUAAUCUGACACCAGCAAUGCCAACAUCAGAUUCUAAAACCUUUGUGACUUCAACCAUGGAAGAAAGUGGACCAGCCAGGUUAAGGAAUACCGUUUUAACAUCUACAAACGACAAAAUCCUUGGAGAUGAACAGGAAUGUGGUACAAACCUUCCUGACAAAAUGCCAUGUGUUCGUCGUACUACAAGAAUUAAAAUGAAACCUUUGGAGUACUGGAGAGGAGAGCGAGUAGACUCUGAAGGUGGACUUGUGGUCAAUGGGACAAUAUGUAAUGACAGAGUUUCACCCAGAAAGAAGUCUAACAGAAAAAGGGAAAAAGUUAAUACAGAUUCUUAUGAAGAUGAACAAAAAAAGAAAGCAAUUGCUGCUCUGAAUGUAUCUCUUGGAGAUCCUUUAAAACCAACUUGUGUAUUCGACCCAGGAAGAGAACAAAUGGUUUUUAGGGACCUUGUGAAGCUUAAAGGUACACAUGAAUUUUGUGUUCAGGAUGACACAUUGAAAAUGUUUAAAAUUUUGAAUACUUCAUUGUUUGCCACUGGCACAUUGAUCUUGGAGCCCUUUAAAGAAAAAGGAAAACAGUAUGUCUGUUCAGAUACAGUGGUAUUCUUUAUUGUCUGUGGUGAUCUUAUAUGUACUUUACAUGAGACAUCUUACAAUUUAACUACUGGAGAUAUUUUCUAUGUUCCUUCAGGUAAUUUUUACAACAUAAAAAAUCUCCUGAAUGAGAGAAGCAUUCUUCUUUUCACUCAGAUAAAAAGUGAAAGACCAGAAAAGUAAAAAACUAUAUGUGCAUACAUAACAUUCUUGUAUAGGUGGACCAUUUUCCUGGGAGUCACUUUUUUUGUGUAUUUGGAAUUACAAACAUUCUAUUUU